This is a messenger RNA of Microcebus murinus (gray mouse lemur), 189 nucleotides long. RefSeq names its product small nuclear ribonucleoprotein G-like. Gene Ontology annotation, cellular component: U1 snRNP; U2 snRNP; SMN-Sm protein complex. The record is from RefSeq and is a predicted model, not a curated record. Gene Ontology annotation, molecular function: RNA binding. NCBI's taxonomy places the organism in Eukaryota, Metazoa, Chordata, Mammalia, Primates, Cheirogaleidae. Gene Ontology annotation, biological process: mRNA splicing, via spliceosome.
AUGACUAAAGCUCACCCUCUUGAGUUGGAAAAAUUAAUAGACAAGAAGUUAUUAUUGAAAUUAAACGGUGGCAGAUACGUUCAAGGAAUGUUGUGGAGAUUUGACCCCUUUAUGAAUCUUGUGAUAGAUGAAUGUAUGGAGAUGGCAACUACUGCAAAACAGAACAAUAUUGGAAUGGUGGUAAUAUGA